This is a messenger RNA of Cylindrotheca closterium, 390 nucleotides long. The record is from the annotation of a GenBank genome assembly. Lineage: Eukaryota; Bacillariophyta; Bacillariophyceae; Bacillariales; Bacillariaceae.
AUGGGUGUUACUAUUGACCCGACUGCAGCUGGAGACCACGAGCCUACAGCUGAGCGAAACAAUCGAACGCUGAAAGAGAGAGUUAGAGUAGCUCUUGCACAAUUGCCCUACAAAGUGGUACCAAAGGUGAUCACUGAAUGUCUUGGACGUCGAGCCGCCGAGCUAUUGAAUGUCUUUCCCCAGAAAGACAGUAUUUCCUCACAUUUCAGUCCGCAGCAACUCAUUGAUAAUGUCAAUAUCAACUACAAGAGUGACAUAGUUGCUGAGCUUGGACAGUAUGUUCAUGCAAUUGGACGGAUUCCAACAAUUCGAUGGAACCGCAAAGUAUUGAAGCGAUCUACAUUGAACCUACAAAGGGACAACGUACAGGGCACCGAGUGCUCAACCUGA